CAGCACUAUCACGAGUACUAUAUACCACGAGCCGGAGACAUCAACAACAUCUUCUCCAAUUUGUCACCAGCAACAUGCGUCUAUCUCAGCAGAAUUGGCCUGUUACACAAACCCAUCUCACUCAUUUAUCCCACCGCACGACAUGUUUGUCCUCCAGACCAUCACAGAAUUUCAAAACACGGUUCAGUCGUUGAAGGUCAAGCUUUCGUCAAGACAUACUUUACAUUUCACAAGCAUGCGUGAGUUUUCUUGUUGGGUUUUACUUCUUUCCAUCGGCAAUAUCGAUCUCUCGUCUCUUGUGACUCAGGCUGAUGAUCAUAUUUUCUGUGGCCAGCCUCACUAACAGGACCCCUUGCACUUAUAUUACACCAGGCUCAGUAAAAGCUCAGAAGAAUUAUUUCAUUCUCGAUCGUGGGUGAACACGUCCUUCAUCAUGAGUGCAAGCGUCUUCUUUCCCUCACAAUCAAAGGGGAUACUGCAUAAGGAUGACUGUCGACUGUCGACAUGUCAUGAUGAAACUUGGAGCCUAAAUUGAACCUGAGCACCCAUGCAGGUAGGUGUGAUGAGCAUGAAAGGACAUUAGUCUAGUGGUAUCAGGUGGAAAAGUGGUGCACAUAGGUUUUCAUAGUCUGCUUUGAAAGGAAGCUAUAGUCUGAUGUACAUAUAUGAAGUACCAAC
Molecule: messenger RNA, 678 nt
Organism: Suillus subaureus
Lineage: Eukaryota; Fungi; Basidiomycota; Agaricomycetes; Boletales; Suillaceae
Exons: 2
Coding region: 143-343 (66 amino acids)
Source: RefSeq, a predicted model, not a curated record